GAGCUCCCCGCGGCAGCAAUGGAGACCCUCCUCUCCCCCUCCACAUUGUUCACGCUACCACUCCGUGGCUCCAGCAGGAGACCGUCUCUGGCUGCUAGCGUCUCGUCCAGGCCCACCGUGUCCUGCUCCAGCGCGCUCAAGAGGCCACAGGCCGGCGCCGUCGCUGCCUCCUCCCAUGGAGACGGCGUCGGCAGGAACUGGAUGUCGUUCCUGCACCACGGCCUGGCGGCGGCCGCGCUGUCGCUGGCCAUCGGCCUGACCCCGGCGCCCGCGCCGGCGGUGGCGUCGGAGUUCGACGUGCUGAACGACGGGGCCCCCGUGGACUCCUACGUGGUGGACGACGCCGGCGUGCUGAGCCGCGUCACCAAGUCCGACGUCAAGCGGCUUGCCCGCGACCUCGAGGCCCGCAAGAACAUCCGCCUCAACUUCAUCACCGUCCGCAAGCUCACGAGCAAGGCUGACGCGUUCGAGUACGCGGACCAAGUCCUGGAGAAGUGGUACCCCACGAUUGAGGAGGGCAACAACAAGGGCAUCGUGGUGCUCGUCACAAGCCAGAAGGAGGGCGCCGUCACCGGGGGGCCCGCCUUCAUCCAGGCCGUCGGCGACCAGAUUCUCGACGCCACCGUGUCUGAGAACCUCCCAGUCCUCGCGACCGACGAGAAGUACAACGAGGCGAUCUUGAGCACGGCGAAGCGGCUGGCGGCGGCGAUCGACGGGCUGCCGGACACUGGUGGCCCGUCGUUCAAGGAGAACAAGCGGGAGUCCAACUUCAAGACCAAGGAGGAGACGGAGGAGAAGCGCGGGCAGUUCACGCUCGUCGUCGGCGGCCUGCUCGUCAUCGCCGUCGUCGUGCCCAUGGCGCAGUACUACGCCUACGUGUCCAAGAAGUGAGCGAACCAUGAAUAUGGCGUGCUGUGUACAGUAAAUCAGUAAUGUUAUACCGAAGAGGGUUUUUUUUUUAAUCUCCCAGGUUGAAGUUCUUCGAUCUGUUGGAAUUCAUAGAAAUGGACGGAAAAAA
This is a messenger RNA of Zea mays, 1018 nucleotides long. RefSeq lists its product as uncharacterized. Lineage: Eukaryota; Viridiplantae; Streptophyta; Magnoliopsida; Poales; Poaceae. The record is from RefSeq and is marked validated.